AUGGCCACGACGCCGGGCGGCAACGCGGACCGCCGUCGCGCGGGCUCCAACUACUUCCAGCUGGACGCCGACCGCAAGCGCAACGCGUCGACGAACCGCAGCCACUUGAACCACGGCGAAGGCCGCGGUACGUUUGGCGAGCGGCUCAGUAUGAUGGACGUCGUGGCGCCCAUGACCCCGGGCGGCCGCGAGGUGCGCGGCGGCGGCCUCGAAGGCGACUUUGCCGACGAAAUGUCCAUUGACUUUUGCUGCGAGGUGCUCUACAACAAGUUUGGCUUCCAGACGGGCUCAGUGGACAACCAGCGCGAGCACGUGCUGCUCUUGCUCGCGAACGCCAAGGCGCGCUUGCGGCCGCAGGACCCGCCGGGCCACCACGUCGUGGCGCUGCACAAGAAGCUCAUUAGCAACUACACCGAGUGGUGCGAGUUCCUCCACGUGUCGAGCGUCACGUACGUGGGCGAGGCGCGGGGCGACCUCAAGAGCUCGCUCCAUAUGGACAUUAUGCUGUUUUUGCUGCUGUGGGGCGAGGCCGCCAACUUGCGCCACAUGCCCGAGAGCUUGUGCUACCUCUACCACCAGUCGCUCACGCUGUUGAACCAGGACUUUCUCGGGCAGCAAAAGGUAUCGGAAGGCUGGUUCUUGCGCCAGGUCGUGCGCCCGAUCUGGAAAGAAGCGAGCAACAUGCAGCGGAAGAACAGUCUCGGCAAGAACUUGGAGCACACGCAAGUGCGCAAUUACGACGACAUUAACGAGUACUUUUGGAAAAAGUACUGCCUCAACAUUGACCUGACGCAGAUUGGGGCCGAGCUGACCAAGAAACACACCAAGACGUACUACGAACAUCGCAGUAUCUUUACGCUCGUGCUGAAUUACUACCGCAUUUUCCAGUUCAACAUGAUGUUCAUGAUGGUGCUCAUGGCCAUUGGCUUCAUCACAGCGAUCUCGCCCAGCGGCGGACAACAGUGGUUUGCCCAGUUUGAGUCCAUGGGCGAAGUCGUCAAGCCGUACCGGCAGCAAGAUGUCAAGCUCACGUACGUGGGCAUUGUGUUUGCACUUUCAUCCAUGGGAUUCUCCAAGACUGUUCUUGAAGCGUGCCACGGCUGGCAGUUGCUCACUGCUAGUGAGUCGUCGCAGACAUCGUCGCGAUCGCUCAACUACGGUGGCGCGCUGGUACUUCGGAUGCUUUGGAAUGGCGCAUUUGCAGGCAUUUUUGGCUUGAUGAUCUACACGCCGCUUAUCACGCGGAACAAUACGGAGCUACUGGACAUGGCUGCGCCAGCGACGGUAGCCUACAUAUUGCCGGGUGCGUUGAUUAUUAUCGUCCAGGCCUUUGCACCAUCGAUGAUCACGAAGUCGUUUGCAGCCAAGUUCAUUCGCGAGGGUGAAUCCUGCUUUGUUGGACGCAACAUGGCGCCUCCAUUGCAGUUCCAGAUUCGGUACAUCAUAUUUUGGUUGGUGCUGUGGUCGCUGAAGGCGUUCGUGUCGUAUUUUAUCCUGGUUCGUCCGCUGGUGCUCCCGUCGCUCGCCAUAUACGAAAUGAAACUCGAGUACGGCAGCGACGUGGUGUCUUUCCACAACUUUGGUGUGAUUGCCGCGUUGUGGUUGCCGGUGAUCUUCAUCUUUAACUACGAUACCCAGAUUUACUUUACUGUGUUCCAAGCUUCGCUUGGUGGCAUCCAAGGUCUGAUGAUGAAGACCGGUGAGAUUCACGGCAUCAAGGAGAUAACUAAGGCUUUCCGCGUGGCUCCCCAGCUUUUCGAUCAAAAGGUGGUGACCAAUCUCGCUCGCUCGAACGAUGCUGCUGCCGACGGCUCUGCUGCUGCGUAUCAGUCACAGAUGAUGCUGCGAUUCGUGGUCGUCUGGAAUGAGAUUGUGAACUCGUUUCGAGAGGGAGACCUCGUGGAUGACAAGGAAGCAGCUAUAUUGCAGUAUGACAUCCAGAGCUCUGGUGACGUCUUUGAGCCUGUGUUUCUUUCUGCCGGCAAGCUCGUGGAGGCUCUUGACUACACUGUGAAGCUUGGGAAAGAAGGCAAGGGCGACUCGCAGCUGCAGGUGUACAUGGUACAAAAAGACUGCUUGUCGGCCGUGCGCAGCUUCUUUACCGCCAGCAUGUACGUGAUGGAAGCUCUUCUGGGAAGUGACGAUGCCGACAUUCUCGACGCGCUUCGCCAGAUGGAGACGAUUGCUGCAAACGGUAGCUUUAUGAGCACGUUUGACGCGAAGAGCUUGGUGCAGCUGCGCACGGUGUCCAUGGAAUUUUUGGAGGCUGUAAUGGAUCUCCCUGACCCAGAUGCUCAGUCUUCACACUUGGCGACGUCAAGGGUCCACACGAUGGGCGUCGUUCGCAAUUUUGUGACAAAGAUGGAGAAUUUGCUCAACGCUAUUCGUAUCUUUGCGAACCGCCCCGAGCUUGCUGCGAAGUUCAGCAACUCCAGGUUUUGCACUAGCGCAAACGGCUACGUGUUUGCUGCGCGUGGCCUCGUAAACCUGUUUCACAACGACACAGCGAUGGGUGCUGCUACCCGUGCGUAUCUUUUGAUGUCGCUCGAGAAGGCUGAUGCGAUGCCACGCGUUCCGGAGGCUCAGCGUCGUCUUGGCUUCUUCAUGAAGUCUCUUUUGAUGGACAUUCCGCAGCUUCCGUCCGUGAAAGAGAUGCAUUCGUUCUCUGUUGUUACGCCGUAUUACAGCGAGAGCGUGUUGAUUUCUCUGUCGGAGUUGAAUGACCCGUUGGUGAACCACCCUGUGUUUGAGAAGGUCGAGGAGAAAGGCAAGAACAUUACUAUCCUGAAAUACCUCAUUACAAUUCACCCCGAAGAAUGGGAGAACUUUCUAGAGCGUAUUGAUGUGAGCACUGCCGAGGAAGCUCAGGCGAAUUUCCCGCUGGAGAUUCGUUUGUGGGCUUCGUACCGUGGCCAGACGCUGGCGCGUACCGUCCAGGGCAUGAUGCUGUAUGAGGAUGCGAUCAAGAUUUUGCACUGGUUGGAGAUUGGCUCAAGUCCUGGCAAGUCGGCUGAGCAAAAGCAGGCUCAGCUGGAAGACAUGGUGCGCUUGAAGUUCUCGUACAUAUGUGCAUGUCAAGUGUACGGCAAGCAUCGGGCGGAGAAUAAGGCUCAGGCUGACGACAUUGACUAUCUACUGAAGACGUACCCGAACUUGCGCGUGGCCUAUGUAGAUACCAUUGUUCAUGAUGAAGGCAAGCAGUUUGACACCGUGUUGAUCAAGAGCGAGGGAAAUGAGAUUGCCGAGGUAUACCGUUACGAACUGCCUGGUGACCCAAUUCUUGGCGAAGGUAAGCCCGAGAAUCAGAACAAUGCGCUCCCGUUCACGCGCGGCGAGUAUCUCCAGACCAUUGAUAUGAACCAGCAGCAUUACUUUGAGGAGUGUCUCAAGAUGCCGCAGCUUCUGGUGACCGCUGACCUGCAUCCUUCGAAGAAGCCAGUGUCAAUCAUCGGCAUGCGUGAGCAUAUUUUCACGGGCAACGCGUCGUCGCUGUCGAAGUUCAAGUCGUGGCAAGAGCUGGUGUUUGUGACCCUCUCCCAGCGUGUGCUGGCCGAUCCACUGUACGUGCGGAUGCACUACGGUCACCCCGAUAUCUUCGACAAGGUCAUCGCGAUGCCUCGCGGUGGUGUAUCGAAGGCUAGUAAGGGCAUCAACUUGUCAGAGGAUGUGUUUGCUGGCUUCAACUCAACGCUUCGGGGUGGUGUGGUGACGCACGUAGAGUUCAUGCAGUGUGGCAAGGGUCGCGAUGUGGCUCUUUCACAGAUAUCUAUGUUCGAGGGUAAGCUGGCAAAUGGUGCUGGCGAAACGUCUCUUGCCCGCGAAGCUCACCGCAUGGGCCAGUUUAUGGACUUCUUCCGUCUGAACUCGAUGUACUACUCGCACACCGGUUUUUACUUCGCCACGUGGAUGACAAUCGUAACGACGUUCGUGUACAUGUAUUGCAAGGUGUAUUUGGCACUGGCUGGUGUGCAGCAGCAGGUGGUAUACAACAUGAACUCAACGGCUGUGAUAACAGACAACAUUGCGAACAACUUCGAUGAGCGAGUGUUCAAGGAUUUGAAGGCCGUGCUCAACACCCAGUUCUACAUCCAAGCCGGUUUUUUCCUUAUGCUUCCGCUCAUGUGCGUGUAUUUUGGUGAAGGUGGUUUAGUACGGGGUAUGACGCGUUUUGUGGACAUGAUCAUAACGCUCGGACCCGCGUUCUUCGUUUUCCAAGUGGGUACGACGAUGCACUACUUCGACAACAACAUUGUGCACGGCGGUGCCAAGUACCAGGCAACAGGUCGUGGUUUCAAGAUCUCACGUGAGACGCUGGUGCUGCUGUAUAAGGCAUACGCAAGUUCACAUUACCGGAAAGCCUGGGAGCUGAUGGGUUUGUGCCUCGUGUACGGAGUGUUUGGUAACUUCUACAUUUGUCAAACGGAUGCUUCUGCAAACGACAACACGUUCGCGUCGGAUUAUUGCGAGACUGCUCAGGCCUACGGUGUGCAGACGUUCUCUGUGUGGUUCAUCUCGAUUUUAUGGGUGAUUGGCCCGUUCCUGUUCAAUAGUGACGGUCUUGACUUGAAGAAGACGAAAGUAGACGUCCAACAGUGGUGUACAUGGAUGUUUGCUGAGGAGAGUUACAAAGACGAUGAUCCAGCAAACAAGGGUGGCUGGAUAGGCUGGUGGAAGGGAGACCUCGAACAGCUCCACAACUCGAACAUGAUUUCGCGGGUCACUGUCGUGCUUCGCGAGUGCCGACACUUUCUGCUGAUGUUUUACGUGGCUACUCUUGAAACGUCCGAUGUGAUGUACGUGGCGUACUCGUUUGGCGCAGCUGUAGCGACGGUCGCCCUCCUGGGCGUAUUCCAUGUUUUUGGCAUGAGCUUGCGGUCGAUGAAACCAGUCGCUCGCGCUGUAGUCUACCUUGCCACAAUGCUCGCCAUGAACACCGCGUACUUUUUGGCUACCUGGAUCAUCAUGGGUUGGACUUUCAAGUACUCAGUUUCGCUAUGGUUUGCGUAUGUGGCUGCCCUGUACGGCAUCAACGAAUGCUUCCGCAUGUGGAGUUUCCCGGGCUCAUCGAUUGCUAGCGUUUCGGUUUUCCAGCAGCUGCAAUUUCUGUUCGACUUUAUUUUCUGCACCGGUAUGAUCAUCCCUCUGGUAGUCAUGUCAUGCGUUCCGUUUUUGAACAUUAUCCAGACACGCAUGAUGUACAACGAAGGGUUUUCGAAGGUCAUGUCCGCGUCGUCGCAGUACGCCUUCUCUCUAGCAGCUUUUAUGGGUGUUUUGGGUGGCACCGGCAUUGGCUGGCUCUUCAACCUCCUGUCGACGCUAGAGCAGUCAGCCAGUUUUGCAAGUUACGCAGUGACGUAUGAUGGUGUGCUCAGUGGAAACGUUGGCGACGGCACGACUACAUACAUGCUCUAUAUCGCAUGUGUGGUGGGCACGAUCAUUGCUGGUUUCUUGAACUUUUUCCUCGGGCGUCGUCUAGCCAUCGUUGCUGGUGGCCUCUUUAGCACUCUGGGCAUGGUAGCUGUGAGUGCCAACGAUGACCUCCGUUCGGCGUUACUGAUGCCUGGUAUUGGUUUGCUCGGUGCUUCGUGCGGUAUUCUGCUACCGUCUCUGGCUAUCUACAUCUUUGAGAUUUCCACGAAAGAGAUGCGCGGCAAGGCCGUGUUGUUGUUGGGCUUGGGCUUCGUUGCUGGCAGCUUGCUGGGAGGUAUUUUUGCGACGGUGAACCAGUUGGGAUGGAUUUGGCAAACAUUUGCCGCUUGCAUUAUCAUUGCGCUGGUCACACCGGUGGUGAAUGUGUUUCCAGAGAGUCCGUAUUGGGUACUGGAUCGCAAGGGCUGGGAUGCGUGCGAAGCAUGUUUGGUGAUUUUGCGACGCAAGCCUGAUGUGCAGGAAGAGCUCAAGAUCAUGCGUGAAGAGGAGACUGCUGACGACACUGGCGCAGGCGCCUUCAAAUUCCUCAUCGGUCUAUUGCUGAUGCUGGUGUCGUCGCUGACCACAGGCUUCCUCAACGCCUUCAUCAGCUACAAGGCAGCUAGCGAGUACACUGAUCAGGACCAGCUGUUUGUGAACGGCAUGGCACUGCAAGUCUCGGGCGCUGUGAUCGCCUUCUUCUUCAUCGACAAGUUGGACCACAAGUCCAUUUUGUUUGGAACGCUCAUCCCAGUGGGUACCUGCGCGGCUCUGCUGGGUUUCAACGAGUCGUCCGACUUUCUCGGCGAUCCAGGGGGUUCUGGCUUGUACGUCAGCCUGGUCGUUAUGCUCAUGUACUUCUUCAUGGGAUUGGGCACGAGCUCUGCGCCGUGGUCGGCCUGCGUCGGCAUGUUCAACACCCGCGGUCGGGCCUCAUCGACCACGGCGCUAUUUUCAGUCUUCUUCUUGGCGGACCUGGGCUACGUGUACAUGCACACGGUAGAGUCCCUCAUGUCGAAAGAAUACCUGCACCUGUACGCCAUUGCAGGUUCCUGCGUCGUAUCGCUGGUGCUACUGAUGGGUGCAGGUACGAAGAAUAACGGCGUCAUUUGCACAAAGGGUGAAGCCAAGCGCGACCGUGAACGCGUCGCCCGCAUGCGCGCCGAGCGCGGCAGUCGCGCUACGCGGACCCAUGGAAGUGCUCGCCAGCGAAACCUCAGCCGUGUGCGCUCCAAGUCCAACGGAGGUAGUCAGCGGGGAAACCCUGCGGGUGGCGGCUACCAGAUGUACGAAACGCCCGCGAAUGCCGCGCCGCCACUCAUGCACGCGCGUGCUUAG
Molecule: messenger RNA, 6747 nt
Organism: Hyaloperonospora brassicae
Lineage: Eukaryota; Oomycota; Peronosporomycetes; Peronosporales; Peronosporaceae
Source: the annotation of a GenBank genome assembly